Funneliformis mosseae is the source of this 354-nucleotide messenger RNA. NCBI's taxonomy places the organism in Eukaryota, Fungi, Glomeromycota, Glomeromycetes, Glomerales, Glomeraceae. The record is from the annotation of a GenBank genome assembly.
AUGACAAAAAUACGAGAGCUUCGCGAAAAACAAUCCAACUUCUUGAGAAGUUGCUCAAGUCCUUGCCCGCUCGACUUCUUCAAGAGGUUUAAUUUUCGAAGCAAGUCAUCUGCUAAUAAUAACUAUAAAGUAGGGUUGAAAAAGCGUUGCGAGAGGAACCUACUUCCAGAGAAUUUAUUGGAAAUGAAAAGGAAAUUUGACAAUAACGACUUGAAGACGAUUGACGCCCAAUUCGUUGAUGACCUUGACGGUGGAGUGAAUCGAACUGAUGAAAACCUGAUCAGUAACACUGAUAAUAAGGAGAACGAGGAUGGCAGUAGCAACAAUAAUAUCGACGGGGAGGGGAAGAUGUAG